AUGACGGAGGCGAAGCCGCGGCUGAGCGCGAUGGAGGACACCAUCGCGAAGAUGCUCAUCUGCAAGGUGCACAUCGGGACGAAGAACGUGGAGCACAAGAUGCGGAGCUACAUCUACAAAGUGACGCGCGAGGGCGUGCACCUGAUAAACCUGCGGAAGACGUACGAGAAGCUGCAGCUGGCCGCCCGCGUCGUCGCCGCAGUGGAGCACCCCGCAGACGUCCUCGUCGUCUCCGCCCGCCCCUACGGCGCCAGGGCCUCCCUCAAGUUCGCGCAGUACACGGGCGCGCAGGCCGCCGCUGCGCGCUGGACGCCCGGCAUGCUCACGAACCAGAUCACGGCCAAGUUCAGGGAGCCGCGGCUGAUUGUGGCGACGGACCCGCGCACGGACGCGCGCGCCGUCAAGGAGAGUUCGUACGCGAACGUGCCCGUCAUAGCGCUUUGCGACACGGACUCGCCGCUCGACUUCGUCGACGUCGCCAUUCCCUGCAACAACAAGGUCGGCCUUCGGGGCCUUCGCGGCCUUCGCGGCGCUCGGCUGUGGACGAACGAGCCUUGGGGGUUUCCGCCUGUGCGGGCUGUUUGCCAGGGUUUCCGCGUUUUCCGAGGGUUUGGGGGGGGGUGCGAGGGUUUGCGAGGGUUUCGGGUCUAG
Eimeria tenella is the source of this 651-nucleotide messenger RNA. RefSeq names its product 40S ribosomal protein SA. Bases 1 to 651 code for a protein of 216 amino acids. Lineage: Eukaryota; Apicomplexa; Conoidasida; Eucoccidiorida; Eimeriidae. The transcript has 2 exons. Gene Ontology annotation, cellular component: ribosome; cytosolic small ribosomal subunit; 90S preribosome. Gene Ontology annotation, biological process: cytoplasmic translation; ribosomal small subunit assembly. Gene Ontology annotation, molecular function: structural constituent of ribosome. The record is from RefSeq and is a predicted model, not a curated record.